This is a messenger RNA of Aspergillus affinis, 909 nucleotides long. RefSeq names its product putative NAD dependent epimerase/dehydratase. The record is from RefSeq and is a predicted model, not a curated record. Bases 1 to 909 code for a protein of 302 amino acids. The transcript has a single exon. Lineage: Eukaryota; Fungi; Ascomycota; Eurotiomycetes; Eurotiales; Aspergillaceae.
AUGGCCAAGCAAAGAAUUUUCAUGACCGGCGCCAGCGGCUACAUUGGCUCCGUGGUCGCCCAGCUGGCCCUCGCCCGGGGCUACGAAGUACACGGCAUCUCGCGUACCGAAGCUACCGACGCCAAAUUGACCGGGCUGGGCGUAGUACCCGUCCGCGGGGACCUCGCAUCGCUAGACGUUCUGCGCGAACAGAGUGCAAGAGCCGACAUCGUCCUGCACCUGGCAGAUGCCUUCGCCGAACUACAAACCGACUACGACGAGGUUUUGCGCAUUGACGCCGGUGCCAUCGGCGCCUUCGAAUCCGGGAUGAAAGGCAGCAACAAGCCGCUCGUCACGACGUCCGGCACGCUAGUGGUGGAGGCCACGGGGGCCGAGACGACCGAGGAGUCGCCGCUGUGUGAGAAGCCACUGAAUGACCGUAUCAAGUCGGAACAGAAUGCUCUGAGGCUACGCGAGAAGGGAAUCAAGGUCUCUGCGAUUCGACUGGCGCCGUUCGUCUACGGCCGAGGCGGCAGCGGCGUGCGAUUGUUUCUGCAGAUGUUUGCAGGUGCAGGAGAGGCCGUGUAUGUUGGAGAUGGCGCGGUCGUGACAUCGGCGGUGCAUGUGGACGAGGCUGCCGAGAUGUAUCUUCUUGCAGCGGAGAAGGCACAGGCCGGGGAGGUCUUCAAUGCCGUGUCGAACACCGUGACGUUCCGCCAACUGACCGAGGCGAUUGGAGAGACCGCCGGCCUACCUGUCCGUUCGGCACCUGCAGACGAGGUGGUUGGUAAAUGGGGCGAGUUUGUGGUGAAGUUCCUGUCGACAGAGAAUCAGGCAUCGGCGGCCAAGGCGAAGAGGGUUCUGGGUUGGGAACCGAAGGCUGUGGGGAUUGUGGACGAUGUGAAGCAUGGAUCGUAUGCCCGUUUGUAA